CUAAUCCAUGACGCUUAUUGGGUGCGCCGGCUGCUGCGGUGGCUUCUGGGAAGGUUAUUGGCGGCCGAUUGGGUUUGAGGGCGUAGGUGUCAGUGGACUGUCAAAACUGUGUUAGAACAGUGAGGCCAUAGUAUUUGCUGAGCGGCUGUCCAUGCAGAAGAUGCUGUCUCUGCUGUCCCGUGUGCUGAAGGGCCCAGCCCAGAAGCCUGUCACUGGGGCUGCUAAUGAGGCUGUUCGUGUAAUGGUGGCGUCCCGUAACUAUGCAGAUUUUGCAUCAGAAGCUACGUUUGACAUUAAGAAAUGUGACAUUCAUCGUUUGGAAGAGGAACCUCCCACUCAGGCUGUUCUAACUCGAGAAGAGGGGCUCCAGUAUUACAGGACUAUGCAGACAAUCCGACGCAUGGAGCUGAAAUCAGAUCAACUGUACAAACAAAAGAUCAUCAGAGGAUUCUGCCACCUCUAUGAUGGGCAGGAAGCAUGCUGUGUGGGUCUGGAGUCUGGUAUCAAUCCCACGGAUCACUUAAUUACUGCCUAUAGAGCACAUGGCUAUACCUACACACGAGGAGUGUCUGUGAAGGAAAUUUUAGCUGAGCUGACUGUACAUUUUAUCUCUGUUAGUGAUGGGUCCUGGAUGGGACAGAUAUUUGAAAACUACAAUAUGGCUGCCUUAUGGAAGCUGCCCUGUAUCUUUAUUUGUGAAAAUAACAGAUACGGCAUGGGGACCUCUGUGGAGAGAGCAGCAGCAAGCACAGACUAUUACAAACGAGGAGACUACAUCCCAGGUCUUCGAGUUGAUGGUAUGGAUGUUCUGUGUGUUCGAGAAGCCACUAAGUUUGCAGCUGAUCACUGCAGAUCUGGAAAGGGUCCAAUUUUAAUGGAGCUUCAGACUUACCGUUAUCAUGGACACAGCAUGAGCGAUCCUGGUGUAAGUUAUCGUACCAGAGAGGAAAUUCAGGAAGUAAGAAGUAAAAGUGAUCCGAUCACCCUUCUCAAGGACAGAAUGUUAAACAACAACCUGUCUAAUGUGGAGGAAUUAAAGGAAAUUGAUGUGGAAGUACGGAAAGAGAUUGAAGAAGCUGCUCAGUUUGCUACCACCGACCCUGAACCUCCACUAGAAGAAAUUGCCAAUCACAUUUAUCGCAAUGAUCCCACGUUUGAUGUCAGAGGAGCAAAUCUCUGGAUCAAAUACAAAUCCGCCAGCUAAAUCUCUUCAGUCCUCCUCUGGUCAAUGUUACCUGUUACUUUAAGGGCAUUUUAAUGGGUGCUGGGUUAUGUUUGCUCCUCACUGCUGGGUUGAAGACGCACUGCAAUUCUUCAUGUCCCACCAGUAACAUCAUCCACUUUAGACUUUGUUUUAAUACAUAAGGACUUGGCAUGUGUUUGGAUAAGAAGAAAAUGCCUUAAUGUUUUCAGACUGAAAGCAGAUCUGCAUCCAUUUUAGUUCAGUGUAAUCAUUAGAGAGAACUCGUGCUUCAGGAGACCCCCUUUUCUUCCAUGGUUUUCCUUCUGAUUCUGGCUGGGCAAAGUUCUCUUAUAAUGUAAGUUAGAAGCUCCGCCUUCUUCAGAUGAAAUGUUAUAUAUUUAUAGGAUCCUGAACUUAAAGUCUUGCCAUUUAUACAUGUGCUGAAACAUUUAUUAUUCCGUUUCAUUAAAACUGGCCUCAACACAA
Molecule: messenger RNA, 1669 nt
Organism: Xenopus laevis (African clawed frog)
Lineage: Eukaryota; Metazoa; Chordata; Amphibia; Anura; Pipidae
Product: pyruvate dehydrogenase E1 component subunit alpha, somatic form, mitochondrial-like
Exons: 11
Coding region: 152-1204 (350 amino acids)
Source: RefSeq, a predicted model, not a curated record